GUUGCCAUGAUCCCAUCAUGAUGAUAAGUGGACUGAACCUCUGAAACUUUUACAUCUCAAACCGACAAUGGACCCAUGGAGAGUCUGUGGCGAUGCAAAGACCUUGAGGACCCCAAGGCACAAGCGUGCAUCAACCCCAUCUCUUCCCCCAGAUACCUAUCAAUGCCAACACUGGCAUCCGUUGGUUUUGAAACUCGGCUGUGCUGGGCUGAUCCUUCUUUUCUUGAGCCUGAUUGGACUCAGUGUCUUAGUGCGAUUCUUAGUGCAAAAAUCACCAACAGAAAAAUACAGUGUGACUGCUCAAGAGAACAGGACUGAAUCAACAGGAAGAUCAGUCAUACUAAAGUGUCCGAGAGACUGGCAUCCAUACCGGGAUAAAUGCUUACAUCUUUCUCAAACUUCUGGACCUUGGCCUGAAGGUCUAACUUAUUGCUCUGUGAAAGAAGCCACUUUGCUGCUCAUUGAAAAUGAAGAAGAAUUGAGAUUCAUUCAUGAUUUCUCAAAGAGAAAAAGACAGCAGUUUUUUAUUGGACUAAAUUAUGUACCACCAGAGAAAACCUGGAAGUGGAUAAAUGGCUCCAUAUUAAAUCCUGAUUUAUUAAGAAUCAUGGGCACUGAAGAAGAAAACAGCUGUGCAGUCAUCUCACAGACAGAAGUGUUUUCUGACUUCUGUUCUUCAGACAACCGCUGGAUCUGCCAAAAGAAACUGAACCAUGACUGCAGUCCUUGUCCUGACUCCUGAUUGUGAAUGACAUCUCUAUUCCUUUGCCUUCCACAUGAGAUCACUGCACUGAAUUGUCAAGGCUGUCAUUCCUUGGCCCUCCCAAUGCAGUCAGUGACACAAAGCAUGGACUCCAAAACCACUGUGACUCCUACAGAUGCUCACUCCCAUGACUUUAUUCUGUAACCAAUGUUUUUAUUUUAUAAAUGUAAAUGUGCACGGGUGCAGAUGUGCCAUUCUGAGAGAGGUGUUCUGUAGAAGGAAGUCCAGGACAGCAGAGGGCGCUGGAGGCCUUGUGUAGCCCUUGCUGAUCUCUGUCCACGAGGUCAUCUUGCAGACAGCUGCAGAAAACUGUUUGCAAAAUCCCUACUCUACACUCUACUCCAAGCUAUCUUACAACCUUGAUUAAAUGUUUGACCUUGACACCAGAGGCCCGUAGUUAAGGAUCUAGGGAAGGGAAGAGUUUGAUU
Molecule: messenger RNA, 1191 nt
Organism: Chionomys nivalis (European snow vole)
Lineage: Eukaryota; Metazoa; Chordata; Mammalia; Rodentia; Cricetidae
Product: killer cell lectin-like receptor subfamily B member 1F
Exons: 7
Coding region: 68-742 (224 amino acids)
Source: RefSeq, a predicted model, not a curated record